Molecule: messenger RNA, 999 nt
Organism: Entamoeba invadens IP1
Lineage: Eukaryota; Evosea; Mastigamoebida; Endamoebidae
Product: NAD-dependent deacetylase, putative
Exons: 2
Coding region: 1-999 (332 amino acids)
Molecular function (GO): NAD+ binding
Source: RefSeq, a predicted model, not a curated record
AUGUUUUUCCUUGCAAAUCUGGAAAUAACACGAGACAUGUCUAAAGAAGAUCUCCCACAACAAAUGGUCGAUCCAGUAACUCUACAAAAGGCAGCAAAUGUUAUUAAAGACGUUGGAUAUAUCAUCUUUUUUACCGGAGCAGGUAUUUCAGCGGAAAGUGGGAUCAACACAUUUAGAGACCCAGAACACGGCGUUUGGGCGAACAAAAUUGGAUUGGUGAUGUUUGGGACACCAUUUGGGUGGAAUUGGAUUCCAGGAAUCAGUUGGUAUUUUUAUAGAGGCUUUUUGGAGCCGAUUGUGAGUGCACAACCCAAUGCAGCGCACCUAGCGAUCACACAAAUGUAUAAGAGACAAGACAAAAAGGUCAAGGUUAUCACACAAAACGUCGAUAAUUUGCACCAAAAAGCAGGGAUACCAGAUAAAGACUGCGCCGAACUUCAUGGCACCGUAUUUAAGUAUCGGUGCAUCACUAAUGGACACCCCCUUGAUGUAAAUAUUGAAAAUGGAAUACCUGAGAGUUCGCCAAUAUGCCCAAUUUGUAAAUCAAACGGAAGACCAAAUGCCACAUUAUUCACUGAAAGUCUACCAAGCGAGGCUUUCGACAAUGCAGAGAAAUGGACACAAGAAUGUUUGGAUGAACACGGUGUUAUGGUCAUUAUUGGAACAACAGGAGUUGUAUAUCCAGCAGCAAGUAUCGCAGAAAACUUUAUCGAAAAUGGAGGAAUUGUUAUUGAAAUAAAUCCAGAACCAUCAACAUAUACACCACAUGUUAAUUACUUCUUGAAAGGUAAUGCGGGACAAGUAAUGCCAGAAUUGUUUCGAUUGGCUUUUGGUGAAGUUACUGACGAUGAAAAUAUUGAAACACACAUUCACGAGAAAACAGAAGAAAAGAGUGAUGUGAAAGAAACAGAAAAAGAGUUUGAUGAUAAAGUGGAGAGAGUUGAAGAAAAGAAAGAAAAACUAAAAGAGGAAAAAGACAAGAAAGAAGAAAACAAGUAA